This is a messenger RNA of Notodromas monacha, 411 nucleotides long. The record is from the annotation of a GenBank genome assembly. NCBI's taxonomy places the organism in Eukaryota, Metazoa, Arthropoda, Ostracoda, Podocopida, Cyprididae.
AUGGCUACGCGCGACACAGAUGACCAGCAGCAAAGACUACGGUUCCAGAUUGAGUUGGAGUUUGUGCAAUGCCUGGCUAACCCCAACUACUUGAAUUUCCUCGCCCAGAGAAAUUAUUUCAAAGAUCCUGCCUUCAUCAACUAUUUGAAGUAUCUCCAGUAUUGGAAGGAACCUGAAUAUGCGAAGUUCUUGAAAUAUCCCAUGUGUCUUCAUUUCCUGACCCUCCUGCAGUACGAAUCUUUCCGGAAAGAGCUGGUCAACACUCAUUGCGCCAAGUUCAUCGAAGAGCAGCAGCUUCUGCAUUGGCAGCAUUAUACCAAAAGAAGAGCGCACAUGUUGCAGGAGGCAGUCGAUAAUGCUUCUGUAAAGGCUCUUCCCGUAGCCGUGAAGCAGGAGUCUGAAGCUAUGUGA